AUGACAACGCGUCGAUCGUCGGUUGGCGUGCCGUCUGUUGGCUCUAGUGUUUACGCGGUUGGCGGAUACGAUGGUCACAGUAGUAGACAUUGUUUGAAUACGGUAUGUCUUUUGAUCUGCGAGCAAAUCGUUGGCGUGCUGGGGGAACCAUUACGCGAGGUUCGAUCUGGAGCUGCAGUAUGUUCUCUUAAUGGUUCAAUGGUUGCUGCGGGUGGUCACGAGGGAGCAACUGUGAGAGAUACCGUUGAGAUCUAUAAUCCUGGGGUAGAUGAUGAUUGGGCAUUGAUUCCAAACAUGAGCGCUCCAAGA
Mesorhabditis belari is the source of this 309-nucleotide messenger RNA. The record is from the annotation of a GenBank genome assembly. Lineage: Eukaryota; Metazoa; Nematoda; Chromadorea; Rhabditida; Rhabditidae.